GAUGGCUGCGCCCACGUGCAUGGAACUUUAUGCGGGUUGUUACGAAAGAACAACCCUUGGUUAUGUGGUUAACGAAAACGUAAACGAGGCCAAGUUUGUUAUUAAGGCCAAGUUCACUGACAACUCCCACAUUGGCUAUGUGAAGACGCUGGCUGCUAGUGAAUCAUUUCUGGCAACUGGGAGUACAGAUGAAACCAUCCAUCUUUACAAUCUGGUGACCAACAGAGAGCUUGGAACAUUGCUUCAACAUAAUGGCUCAAUUACAAGCAUAUGUUUCCAUGGCGACAGUCACAUGAUUAGCGGCAGUGCUGAUGGAACUAUUGGUAUUUGGCACACUGCAUCCUGGGAACUCAUGAAAAGCUUACGAGCUCAUAAGGGCGGAGUCAACUCUGUGGCCAUUCAUCCAUCUGGGAAGCUGGCUCUAACAGCUGGGCAGGACAAGUCACUUCGAACCUGGAACCUAGUCAAGGGAAGGGUGGCGUACACCACCAACAUCAAACAGGUGGCCGACUUCGUGUCAUGGUCACCCGACGGUGAACUCUACAUAGUUGUCGGCGACAGCAUCAUCAACGUAUACACAAUUACCACGGCAACCAUUACCAGCUCAAUAGACUGUCAAAGGAAAAUUCUUGCUGUUUCCUUCGUAACAAAUCGUAUUCUGGCAGUUGGAGGAGAAGGUGGAAACAUUCAACUCUUUGAGCUCUCUGAGGGAAAAUCCACCUGCCGAUGUGACUUCAAGGCUCACGAAAACAGAGUAAAAGGAAUUCAGUGCACAUCAGACCGCAGCAGUCAACCGGAGGAGAACUGCAGGUGGUUAGUGACAGUCUCCAGCGACAGCCAUCUCAAGAUUUGGUCUGUUAAUGUUGAAACACUAGAUGAGCCAACUCUACUUGCUGACGUGAACACCACAGCAAGAUUAACUUGCGUUGGGGUCAGGCCAGUCCUGAGCCAGUCAGCAGACAGCCCAGUUGGAAAGCCAGGAGUCCCAAUGACGGACAAGUCAAGGGAGAGUUUGGAAGAAGACAGCACCCUCACCAAACGGAAAAACACUGGUGCAGAGCAAGAUUCAAGGAAGAAGAAAUUCAAGGCCAGAAAACAGAGACCUUGAGUGGACAAUUUGGAAGUGUUGAAUAACAAACCAUGAACACUUUUUGCAAAUUUUUCUUGUACCCUGUCUAAAUGAAAACCCAGCAUUCUAAAGACACCCAGUACCACUUUGGCCAUACUUAGUAAACCAUUAAUGUUCACCAAUAAAAAAAUUAAUUUCAAAGUAGGACUUGAAGCCCUGCAUUUUAAUCGUAGCUUGUUGCUGUGAGCCCCGAGCGGGACCAAGAGAGGGCGCAGUUUUCCUAGCAACAAAGGCUCCAAUGGUCAGAACUGGACUUCGUUCACAACGAACUGGACUUGGUUCACAAAUGAAUAUGAAAUGCACAUGCUACGGUCACAUCAUCUACCAACGAAAUUAACAUUCCUGACCGACAUGGCUCUGUAAAACCGAUGAGGGGGUGCUUCUGCUCAAGGAGGAUUGUCCUGAAUUAUUCAAAUCAUGGAAAAUUCCUGUUGGAAUUUUUUAAGACAUGAGGCAGCUUGGGUGAAAGUGCUUCAGCCUAUCACAAAUUUUUUUGUAAAGAUAAUUAUUUCUGUUUUCCAUUUCAACAGCAAUCUCAGACUCAAAUCAGUAAUCAUUCGAAAUAGCAAGCUUGUAAUUUUAACUGUCUUUUGAUCGUAUUUAUCAAUAUUUGUAAAAGCUUCACAAUAACAAUCUUUCCUUAUAUUUCCUGAUGAGACAUUUCUGCCAUUGCAGUCAAGUGGCAAUACCUGGUUAAUAUUUUUGUUGUAAGGAAUGCAGUGUGUGUGUAAAAUAAAUGAAAUAAAUGGAGACGAGUGAAUGCGAUCUGAAGAAAGUGGAA
Messenger RNA from Acanthaster planci (crown-of-thorns starfish), 1910 nucleotides. Its product is annotated as p21-activated protein kinase-interacting protein 1-like. Gene Ontology annotation, molecular function: protein binding. Lineage: Eukaryota; Metazoa; Echinodermata; Asteroidea; Valvatida; Acanthasteridae. The record is from RefSeq and is a predicted model, not a curated record.